Messenger RNA from Ostrinia furnacalis (Asian corn borer), 5656 nucleotides. RefSeq names its product protein kinase C-binding protein 1. Gene Ontology annotation, molecular function: protein binding; transcription corepressor activity. NCBI's taxonomy places the organism in Eukaryota, Metazoa, Arthropoda, Insecta, Lepidoptera, Crambidae. Gene Ontology annotation, cellular component: cytoplasm; nucleus. The record is from RefSeq and is a predicted model, not a curated record. Bases 214 to 5535 code for a protein of 1773 amino acids. The transcript is spliced from 22 exons.
AUGUAGCCAACCAUAAUACAGAAGUGAAGUUGUAAGCAUUUGCGAUGGCGAUGUGUGAUUUCUGUCGUUUGCGGAGAAUAUUUUUUUAACUUGUGUUUUUACUGAUACAACGUGAGAUAAAUGAAUGGUAAACCAAAAUAAAGUGAUACUACCUAAAAUAGUGAAGUGAGCAAGUCGCGUUAUAUAGGUAUCACUGCUGAAUAAUAACGCGAGAUGAUGGAGGAUAGCUCAGAGGCCCACAUGGAAACAGACGUGUCUUCUACCACUGAGGAUGUUCCUGGAACCCAAGAGGUAUCGGGCUCUAAUGGUAAUGUAGACAUGAUUGUUAUUGUUGAGAAGGUCUCUGAUGAUGAGAGCUCAUGCAGCGAUGCGACAAAAGACCAUAGCAAAAAGCAAUCUUCGUCCACUGACCAUAAGUUGGUUCCGGACAUUCCCAAUCCACCUCAACCCUUACCACAGGUUGCAGAACUGCAACCACCAAUGCCUGAAAAGUCUCCUUCUAAGCACACUGAGGCCCAGAAGUCACCUACAACACAAGAGCAUUCUUGUAACAAAGAGGCUCUUGAAAUUCCAAAAGAUACACCCUCACCAUCUUUAAUCCGAUCUGAGGAAGCUGCAGACUCUUCACCUCUUAAAGUUGAUGUACAAAAAUCUUCAAAAAAGAACAUUACUCCUAAAAAACAAAGCCCUGUAAAAGAAGACCAAGGGAACAAAACUCCCCAAGUAUCCCCCAUGAAAGAACAGUUAGAGGAAACUAAAAAACCAAGCCCACAAAGAGAUACUGCUCUGCAAGAAACUUCCCCAGCAAUAAAUGGGAAUGUUGAGAAUGAAAAUAACAUUUUGAAAGAUGAUGAUUCCCCCCAGUCAACAUCAGUCCAAAUUGUUAUAGAGAAAGAGCCAUCUGAAGAUUCACAGCCAGAAACAAACUCUGACUUAACAGAAAAAGAACACAACAAAAGUAUCAGCAGGGAGUUGAAGUCUCUUAUCAAGUCUGCCAAAGAAUCCAAGAUAAUAAGUGAAUGUACUCAACUGACUACAAAAACUAGGAAGUCUAGGGCUCCCUUAGAUUCUGCAAACACAAGCCUCAAUGUGUCUGUAGAGGCUGACAAGAUACAAGACGUCAGACGCAGCAGUUCCAACUCUCAGAAGAGCAACUGUAGUGAGAAGGCUGAAAAAGUUCCAGUCAAAAGGUCAAUGAGGUCACAAAAUCCAGAAUUUGUAAACAAGGUAAAGCAAUUUUUGAACUCUGUAACUUCUAAAGUGCAAAAGGAAUCUGAUGAGGGUACAGAUGAUGAUCUUGAGGAAACAAAGGUGAAGGACACUAAAAAUGAAUCAUCACCUUAUGUGCCCAAGAAGAAAAAAGUACUAGAGAAUGUGGACCAGGAUAAUAACAAGCUCAAGUCGGAUCCGUAUUGCUGGCGCUGUCAUUGGGCUGUGGAGCAAGUGGCCAACGAGAAGACUCACCCACCGCUGGCAUGUACGGUCUGUCCCCGUGCAUUCCAUUACAAAUGCCUCAGCGGUGUCGAGAGAAGCAAGAUCAGCCCGGAGAAGAGUUGGGUAUGCCCUGAGUGCAUGGCAAUCCUACAUGCAGAGAGCUUAGAAACCAGAUCACAAGCAAUGAAAAAGAUCUCCUUGGCAACGCUGUGUGAGCUUCUGACCUUUGCUGUGGAGCGAAUAAUGGAUCUCAAUGGGGUGGAACCAUUCAUGGCGCCCGUGGAUCGCACCCUAUUCCCAGACUACGACAAGUAUGUUGUUCACCCCAUGGAUCUUCUGCAAAUGAAGGCAAACAUUGCUGACGCUGUGUACGGCAGCACAGAAGCCUUCAUAGCAGACGCGCAAUGGAUACUCCACAACAGCAUUAUAUUCAACACAUGUGAGCUGGGUUUUGUCCAAUCAAAGCUGACAGCGGCCGCGCGGACCUUAGUUCGCUCCUGCCGUCUGGAGAUGGGGGAAAUUGAAGCGUGUCCAGAGUGCUACGCGGCGGCACACGCUCGCAAACCCACGUGGUUCACUGAUGUCUGCACCACACCACACAUGCUGCUGUGGGCUAAACUGAAAGGUUUCCCAUACUGGCCAGCGAAGGGCAUGUCCGUCAAUAACUCUGGUCUGGUCGACGUGCGUUUCUUCGGCGCGCACGACCGCGCCUGGGUUCCAGCUAAGGACUGCUUCUUGUAUUCUGAGAAGGACCCCAACAAUUUCCGCACUAAGCGCCAAGAUAUACUGGAUAGUAUGCAGGAAGCCGAGCAGCACAUUCGCAACAUAUCGCGCAAGUACGGCAAGUUUGUGUACCCGCCCUUCAAGACGCAGUUCGAUCCGUCCCGGCUAACCGAACAACUUAAAAUGAUGAUUCCAUCGUUCGAGGGCGAAGUAAAGGUGUCCAUGAAAGAAAAGCCCUCGAUUGCUUCACCAAGCAUGGUGAAAGACAAACGGUGCUCAAAAAGCUCUAAGAGCUCUCACAAUGAAGGGGAAGCUAGUGACACAGAAGAAGGGUCGACCGUAACACGCAAAAUGGCGGAUGGAGCGGAUAUUGCUAGAAUAGAAGAAGACACGUCUGAGAAGGACAAACCAAUGGAAGUAGACCCUAAACCUGCAGAAUCUGAAAAACCUGAGAAACCAUCAAGAAAACGCCGGCGGUCGCAAAUGGAAGAAGUAUCCGUUAUGACCGUCAUGGAGCGCAGCACAAAAGAGAAAAAAAAGAAAAUCAAGACCGAGGACGAGAAAAAAGUUGAUAUAAAAGAAGAAUCUCAAAGUUCCACCGCCAGUGGCGCAGAAGAACCUAAAAAUACACCAACUAAGGUGUACUCUAAAACAAAGUCGGAUAGUCCUCAAGCAAAAAGCAAAGGCAGCGAACAAACUAACGGCAUCUCAGAUAAAGAAAAAAAUGCAAAGCUUACUCCAAUCAGGCUAGUAAUAUCAACCAACCAAAAAAGAGUAGUCGCGAAAACAACAGGCCGAGGCAGCCCAAAGGUUUUACCCAUUAGAAUAAAACAGACGAAGCUGGAUAAAUCGAUCGUCGUGACCAAAACUAAAUCCAAAGACGAAAAAACAAAACAACAGAAGCGUAGGAAUUCUAAAGGCAAAGACAAGUCAAUGAAUAUUGGUACUGCUUCUGUGACAACAGAAAAGAAAGAUGAAGAAAACAAGAAUAGUGAAAACACUGUAGAACCUGAGAAAAACAAAGAUAAAAAAGAAAGUAACAAACAAAAGGAGGAUGCUAAAAAGUCGUCUUCAGAACAAUCAAACACGCCAAAUGUUAACGCAGAAACUCCCAAAACGGGCAAAGAACGCCCUCAAUUCGAUGAUAAUACGAGUUUAGCUGAAUUGGCAAGGGGCUCCAAUAGAAAAGGCGUUACAAAUAGUAACGUGCACGGCCUGCCCACUAUUAGCUGCGUGAGGAGUCUUUCGACGACCGCUCAGGAUACCAGUACUACCACGACAAAAACUACAACGCCGUCUAAAAUGAUCGAAGUGACCAUCGAACCCAAUAGUUUGCUCACUCCCAUGAGUAGCAGUAACGUUCAAAACGUGAAAGAGACGACGCCCAAAACGGCCGAGCCGUCUAUGGUAGGCCGAGUGGGCGUUCGCGCGUUUGCCAGAUUGAAGUCUCCUGAAACCGAGAAAAACAAGAAAAAGGAGGUCGAGGUGGAAAUCAAAGCUGAGCCCAUGGACUUUGAAGAUCAAGAGCGCCAGAUGGAAAAAGUGAAUAUGAUGAAAACGUUCAAACUGAGGCCAGUGAAUCAGGUCGCCGCGCAGAACGUGACUAGUUUGCGGGAAGUGAGGAUAAAUAAGGUGGUGAUGACGCCAUUGAAUGCGCGAAAGACGGCGACUAAGGCUGUGGAGGUGCGACCUAGGGCUCGGAAGACGUUCCCUCAGCCGAAGAAAGCGGACGAUGGGAGGAACGAGUUGAAUAGUAAGAACUCGAUGGUGUAUAUUCCGAUUCAGCCGCCGAUGACGCCGGGCCCGUUGCGAGUCCGCGCGCCGGUCAGCUGUGCCAAUGGACCGAUGACCGUCUCGACAGGACCGAGGCCAAUGGCUCCCAUAAUGACUACUUCUCCGAACAACAUAGUGAACACCGUGACAACGCCGCUAGUGCCGUCCAGUGUGCCGCCUCUCGUCACGCCGACCUCAUUGCCUCUACCCACCUCGUCUAUGGUCACCAACCCACUGCCACUGGUGCAGGUGGGACAAGUCCCGACUACCGUACAUAGGGUGCCGCUGAUCACGUCUGUUAAUGGACAGUGGACGUUCAGUCUGCAACCGAUUAUGUCGGUUGGAGGAGGGAUGGAUGAUUCGUCAACCCCACCGCUGCUAAACGGCCUCCCAGAGCGUCCCAACCCACCAAUGACCAUCACUCCACUACCGCCGGCGUCUACCGUUCCGGCUAUUAUACCGACGCCUACCGUUGUACCGGUACCGGGCCCGCCGGUCAUAGUGACCAAUACGCCUAACGCUUCUAAUACGGCCAACGUAUCUAACACGGUUAACGUGACGAAUGCGUCUAACUCGCCAGUGCCGGCUUUGACUUCGGCGAAUAAUACGACGCCGAACUCGAGGACACCGGAUAGUAACACGGCCAACCCUGGAGAGUUCCCGCAGCCUCCAAGACUGCAGCAGCGGCCAGUGCUGCUAAACCCGCUGGACUCGCUGACGCCCAUCGGCAACGUGCCGCCGCCCUCCUCCGUCGGCCCGGUCACUGCCAAGCUCAACCAGAACGCCGUCAAGUUAACGGACUUCUUCCGGACGUUGCUGGAAGACUCCCUGGAGAAGUUGGACGACCCGGCGACGCAGGUGACGACGCUGAAGCUGCAGAGCGAGCAGAUGGCCUGGCGCCAUCAGCAAGAGAUUGAAGAGAUGAAGCACAACCACGAACUUGUCUUGGCGGAGAUGAGGGCGUCGUAUGAAAAAGAGAAGGCGCGAAUGAUGUCCGAAAUGCGGCGCGUGGCGCAGACCGAGCUCGAAGCGGCCGUCAAACAGGCCAAGGCCAAGCAGUGGUGUGCGAACUGCUACCAAGAGGCGCAGUUCUACUGCUGCUGGAAUACUUCGUACUGCGACUACCCAUGCCAGCGCGCGCACUGGGCGCAGCACUAUGCCGUCUGCACGCAGCAAAGGGACACUCCCAGUAAUCCGAACGAAGCGCCUGGCAGUAGAUUGCAACCGCAACCAGAAAAUAUACCCAAAUGCACCACGGCGCCAAGCGCGACCCCCACGCUAACCGUUGGCGGUAAGAUCGCGCAAGCGCGGGCUCCCACCAACCAAGACGCCCCGCCCACGUCUAAAUCUUCUUCCAUCAUCAUGAGCAUGGUAGAAGACAAAAGUGGGAAUCAGACGAUGAAGUGCGUGGGCGUCUACAAGCCGUCCGCGCCUGCCGUCUCCAACCAGAUCUCGCCGAUCGUUCAGAUGCCGAAUAACGAAGAGAACGCCACCACAAACAAAAUGAUGACAUCGGGCGGCUACCUCAUAGUCGGCGGAAACACCACAAACCAGGUCACGACGCCGCCGCGCCGCGCUCACACCAUCCAGUACCACUACACCUGAGGAUUGCUGCACACAGCUCCACAGUGGUCUGGUGACGUCAUUGUAAUCGAUUAGCAAACAAUAGACUAAAGCCUGGUCCGUAAGCACGUAGAAUUUUGUCCAAUGACCCCAAGCUACCUAU